Molecule: messenger RNA, 1779 nt
Organism: Lactuca saligna
Lineage: Eukaryota; Viridiplantae; Streptophyta; Magnoliopsida; Asterales; Asteraceae
Source: the annotation of a GenBank genome assembly
AUUUACAAUAUUUGUUUUUUUCUUAUAGAAGCGGGAAACCUUAUAGAUGUUUCGCUGCUACUGGCUUCGGUCACUCAGAGGCCUCCAUUGAUAUCACAUAAUACGCCAUGGAAAAGUACGCAGUUCCUAUUGCUGCGAUCGCUGAAAACUUUAAGCCAAUAACGGGGACGCAGUGGAAUAGGAGUCUAGUUGAAUUGACUGGAAAAUUUAAAGGCAAUUACUGUCACGAUGUCUCCCCGCUGCUUAUGCAAUCAUAUUCCGAGAUUGGGGCAUUUCCUCACACGUAUCACAUUGAAGGAAGACCUUGUAAAACGCAUAUCAGCAGCAUGUAUCACUCGUUCUUGAUAAACGCAGCCACUGGAUACGCAUCAGAGGGUUCCCGCAUCAGUGGGACCGAAGGAGUAUCCAUUAAACACAUUCAUAUGCCAUGGAUAGCAAUGGUGGGUGUGUCUGCUUUGGAAUUUGACAGACAGGGAAUCUAUUUGGCAUCAGUGACAAGAUCAGGGUGUCUGACUGUUCAUGAUUUUGAAUCUUUAUACUGUCAAAGCAAUCAACCAGUUCCACGCCGAGAAGAAGAUGAGGGAAAAUACUUGCUGCACAUUUCUUUAUCCAAUUCUAUUGAUGCUGUUCGUUGGAAUCCUGUUAAUCAGGAUGAGGUGGCAUGUACAUCCCUAAGCCAUAAUGAAGUUCAUAUAUUUGAUAUUGGGUAUAUUUCUUCUGAACCAGUUGAGGUAUUGAGAAAGAGGCCUACUGUUACUGUUCAUGGUAGCAGUAUACGCAAAGGUUUAACUGAUGUAGCAUUGUUUAAUGAUGACACAAGGGUACUUGCUUCAGACACAUGUGGAGCAAUAAGUAUAUGGGACAGAAGAGUGGGUGAUCUUCCUCAAACUGGGCUUACAACUAAUGCAAAUAGCAGCCUUACAAGCAUCCAAUUGAAUGGAGAUCAAUGUGUAUAUGGUGCUAGUAAGAGUGGGUUUAUAUAUAUUUGGGAUCUACGUGGUGGAAGAUCAUCAGCUGCUUUUCAAAGUCACAAGGAGGUACAUUCUUCUCCUAUGACAUCAUUAAAGUUAGCAUCCAUGCUGAAUAAGAUUGAGCUUCUAAAGGCACAAUCAGAUAUUGUAGCAAAGGAAAUACAGUCAAUUGACAUUAAUCCAUCUUGUCCGAAUCAACUCGGCUUCCAUCUUGAUGAUGGUUGGUCUGGUGUUUUGGAUUUGCAUAAUUUCCAAGUGACACAUAUCCAUUGCCCUCCACCUCAUUGGCUGGAUGAAACAGAUAAUAUCCGUAUUUUAUUCUCGAGAAAACCAUCAUGGUUACCUGUACAUUCGAUGUAUGCAGUUGGGUCAUCUUCAAGUGAUGGGCUUCACCUAUUGGAUUUUUACCCACACAGAAACUCCCCAUGCCAUGUAGAUCAUGAUGAUAUGAAGGAGAGUUUUCAUCCACGUAAGCAAAACAAGUUGAUACCAUUGUCUGGACGUGUUACUGCUUGUGCCACUCAUCCCCUCAAUGGCACUAUCAUUGCUGGAACCCUGGAAGCUUCUCUACUCAUGAUUUCUCAAAAGCACAUUUCAUGGAAGAAAGGAGACAAUGAUGACAAUGAGCAUAAUUGAACACUUUUGUGUGUAGUCCUUUCUACAUGCUUUACCAAUUUGUAUAUUAAAUUCAUUGUAACAUUAAAUUCAUAGUUAAUUUAGUCUUUGGGAUAAUUGUCAUAAAGGGUGGUAACUAACUUUUUAAAAUGAUUAAAAAACAUCUUUCAACUAUAAAAACGCCAUCAUAAAG